CCGUCGCCCUGGUCGAAUGUUUUUGUUUGUUGUGCGUGUUUUUUAUUUCGUUUUUCGCGUUUAAAAGUGUUUAAAAGUGAAAUUCCGAGUGCAAUGGAGCUGCCGAAAGAGUUGUCCAUUGCGGAGAUUCGCAAUUACAUGUUGGCCAACGACUGCAAGGUGACGAAUCACGCGCUGGUAAAGCACUUUAAAAAAUUCCUCACCCACCCGCAGUCGCAAAAUGAGGCCCGCAAGCGUUUCAAGACCUACGUCACCCUGCUCUCCACGAUAAAGAACGAGAAUAACCAAAAGUUUUUGAUACUGCGCAAGAAAUAUGUGAACGAAUGCCCCACGGAGGAAGUGGUGGAGCGCGCGGUGGCCGCCGCUUCGGAGCCCUCGAGUCCCGGCGGCGCCUCCCUGAACUUUGACUCCCCCAUGAGGCAGCCUCCGCCCUACAAGCCCCCACCCAUGGUCACAUCCCCGCCAGCAGCAGUGGUCUCCAUUGCCAAGGAGCACCAGGAGAACUACCAGGAGUGCGUGGAUGAAUUCACAGCUGCCAUAAAGCGCAUAGAACCGGCCCGUCUGGAGAAGCAACCCGAGAUUAAGCCAGAGGAGGAGGAUCAGCCGGAGAAACCAUCAUCCCGAUCCAACUCCAUCGAUGUGACCGACAACAAGGAGAACAUACCCCGGUUCUCCUUCUCCUCGGAGGCCUCCACGGACUCCAGUUCCAACGAGAAGCUGGAGAAGAGCGAUCCCACAAAAAGCGAGGCGAGCGAUGUGGCCGAGAAUCCCAUCAGCGUGAAGGAGGCUACGCGCAAGUUUAACCGGAUGGCAUCCGAAGAGGAGGCCAAAAUCAUAUCGCCACCGGCCAAGAAGAAGCCAGAGAAGCAAUUAAUCGAGGAGAAGGAUUCGCCCGAGGUUACGCUGGCGCAUCCCAAGGCUAAGGAGUGGAUCGUCUCGAUGGCGAAGGCUAAUUACCAGGAGCUGGCCAAGAUGGCCAGCGAGUUCCCGGAACUGGUUAAGCUGCAGUGCCCUGCAACGGUAAGUUUGUGA
Molecule: messenger RNA, 1032 nt
Organism: Drosophila takahashii
Lineage: Eukaryota; Metazoa; Arthropoda; Insecta; Diptera; Drosophilidae
Product: ankyrin repeat domain-containing protein SOWAHB-like
Source: RefSeq, a predicted model, not a curated record